Molecule: messenger RNA, 302 nt
Organism: Staurois parvus
Lineage: Eukaryota; Metazoa; Chordata; Amphibia; Anura; Ranidae
Source: the annotation of a GenBank genome assembly
UAUGUAUUCCAGUUAAUUUUUUCCCCCUCUCUUUUUCUUCAGUUUAAAUAGUGACAUGUGCGUUCCAGUGCAUUUUUGGUGUGUUUUGGUGUGUUUUUUGAUGCAUUUUAUCAAGUUCCAGUACAGUUCUGUGCAGGAAAAAUACAGCAUGUUCUACUUUUUAUUCUGCAGCCGGAAUGCACUGGAACUGCAAGCACCACUGAUGUGAACUAUGACAUUGACAACCACAUAACUUAUUUUCUGUGCGUUUUGGAUGCAGAAAAAAAGCAACUGAAAUGCACGUAGUGUGAACUGGCCCUUAA